Molecule: messenger RNA, 681 nt
Organism: Pterocles gutturalis (yellow-throated sandgrouse)
Lineage: Eukaryota; Metazoa; Chordata; Aves; Pterocliformes; Pteroclidae
Product: SWI/SNF-related matrix-associated actin-dependent regulator of chromatin subfamily D member 3-like
Exons: 6
Biological process (GO): regulation of transcription by RNA polymerase II
Cellular component (GO): SWI/SNF complex; nucleus
Source: RefSeq, a predicted model, not a curated record
AUGGCUACAGACGAAGUUACAGGAGGGGCUCGCAAAGCUACGAAAAGCAAACUUUUUGAGUUUCUGGUCCAUGGGGUGCGACCUGGGAUGCCAUCAGGAGCUCGGAUGCCCCAUCAAGGGGCUCCCAUGGGUCCCCCAGGCGCCCCGUAUGUCGGAAGCCCCUCAGUGCGACCUGGAAUGCCCCAGACUGUGAUGGAAACCACGAGAAAGCGCCCGGCGCCGCAGCAGGUCCAGCAGCAGCAGGUGCAGCAGCAAGUGCAACAGCAGCAGCAGGCCACUCAGAACCGCACCAGGAGUGCCAAGAGGAGGAAGAUGGCUGACAAAAUUCUCCCUCAGAGGAUCCGGGAGCUGGUUCCUGAGUCCCAGGCCUACAUGGAUCUGUUGGCCUUUGAACGCAAACUAGACCAGACCAUUAUGCGGAAGCGCGUGGAUAUUCAGGAGACGCUGAAGAGGCCAAUGAAGCAAAAGCGGAAACUGAGACUUUACAUCUCCAACACAUUCAAUCCUGCAAAAUCUGACGCUGAUGACUCCGAUGGCAGCAUUGCUUCAUGGGAGCUGCGAGUGGAGGGGAAGCUCCUGGAUGAUCUCAGCAAACAGAAACGGAAGUUUUCAUCUUUUUUUAAGAGUUUGGUUAUUGAACUGGACAAAGAUCUUUACGGACCUGACAACCAUCUUGUGGAG